GGCCUAAUGGCCCUAUGAACCUAUAGUUGACUGUCCAACCGAACCGAAUACGAAAAACGUGUUUUCUUCAAUAUAAGACCGUAGAGAAAGCAAGCGAAGAGGGUAGUAGAGGAUGAAGAUGCUUUCAACAGCCCUGCGGAACAGUGCCCUCGCUGCAGGACCUACACUUCGGCGAAGUCUGGCAACGCAUGUGCCGUUUUAUGAAAAGGACUGUUCUUCAAUCACCCCACCUUAUACCCAGCUUAUUGAAAAAUGGGAAUAUGUUCGGGAGCUCCUGAACAACCGUCCCUUGACUUUGGCUGAAAAGAUCUUGUACAGUCAUCUCAAUGACCCGGAGAAGAGCUUGUCUGGAGGAGGGAAGAUCAGGGGAGAGAGCUACCUACAGCUCACUCCUCAGCGAGUCGCAAUGCAGGACGCUUCUGCCCAGCUUCAGUUUAUGAGUGCUGGUCUCUCUCGAUGUGCCGUUCCAACCAGCAUACACUGUGAUCAUCUUAUUCAAGCUAUCGACGGUGCAGAAUCAGACUUGAAGCGGUCGAUUGCUUCCAAUAAGGAGGUGUUCGACUUCCUUGAAAGUGCUGCUCGCAAGUACGGUAUCGAAUUCUGGAAACCGGGCUCUGGAAUCAUUCACCAAAUCGUACUCGAGAACUAUGCUGCUCCAGGAAUGCUUAUUAACUUCGCGAAAGACUUGGGUCGUUGGACUGACGUAGUGAUAGAUUCACAUACGCCCAAUGCCGGAGGGCUCGGUCUGCUGGCCAUUGGUGUUGGAGGUGCUGAUGCGGUUGACGCCUAUGACUGGAACUCCUUGGGAACUGAAGGCCCCUCAGGGUUGAUGUCAGGCAUACACUUGACCGGGAAACUCAAUCAAUGGGCAACGCCUAAGGACUUGAUCCUUCACCUCGCUGGACAAUUGACAGUCCGGGGAGGCACUGGACGCAUUUUGGAGUACUUUGGCCCUGGUGUGGCCAGCCAAUCAUGUACAGGUCUCGCGACGGUUGCUAAUAUGGGAGCUGAAGUUGGUGCUACGACCUCCACUUUCCCUUACACAGAGAACAUGCGCGCAUACUUGAAUGCAACAGGACGUGCGCCUGUCGCUCGUGCUGCUGACAAGGCUGCAUCGAUGGGCUUCCUGAGUGCCGAUGAGGGUGCUGAGUAUGACGAAGUCAUUGAAAUAAACUUGUCCGAACUUGAACCAACUAUCAACGGUCCUUUCACUCCUGAUUUAGCAACACCUUUAUCGAAGUUCGGGUCUUUCGUGAAAGAGCAGGGUUGGAAGGACGAACUUUCAGCUGGCCUUAUUGGUUCGUGCACUAACAGCUCAUACGAAGACAUGACGCGAGUGGCAGAGCUGGCCAAACAAGCAAAGGCUGCUGGCUUGGUCACCAAGGUUCCUUUUCUUUGCACUCCUGGUUCUGAACAGAUUCGAGCGACUAUGGAGCGAGAUGGCGUUAUAACUACAUUGGAAGAUGUCGGUGCUGUGGUUUUGGCAAAUGCGUGCGGUCCUUGUAUCGGUCAAUGGAAACGAGAUGAUAUGAAGGGUGAAGAAAAUGCAAUUUUGACAUCUUUCAAUCGGAACUUCAAGUCUCGCAAUGAUGGAAACAGACUAACUAUGAACUUUCUCGCGUCGCCUACGAUUGUGACGGCUAUGGCAUUCUCCGGCUCACUGUCGUUUAAUCCGAUGACGGAUACCCUGACUCUGCCCUCUGGCAAACCAUUCAAGUUCGCCCCACCUGCUGGACAGGAUUUACCAACAGAAGGUUUCACUCAAGGCAACACCGACUACUAUCCUUCUCCCACACCAGAGCCACAACCAGAAACUGAGGUCGUCAUUCGUGCAGACUCUCAGCGUCUCGAACUGUUGGAGCCUUUCCAAAGUCAUUUCGGCGACAGGGGUCUGGAACUCCCGCCCUUGAAAGUACUGAUGCGCGUAAGAGGGAAAUGCACUACUGACCACAUCUCUGCGGCCGGCCCUUGGUUGAAAUACAAGGGACAUCUCACUAACAUUUCUGAAAAUCUUCGUACGUCUUGCGCACUUUUAGCACAUUUUGCUGUGAAUGACGAAGGGGGCAACGUGAAUGUUGCAUUCGACCAUGAUCGUGCCGCCGGCGAGACUGAGACAGACACCAUUCCCGCAGUCGCAAAACGGUUCAAAGCUCGCAAUCAGCCUUGGACUCUGGUCGUUGAUGACAAUUAUGGCGAAGGUAGUGCCCGUGAGCACGCUGCGCUUCAGCCUAGGUUCUAUGGGUGUGCAAUGAUCGUCGCAAGAUCUUUUGCCCGGAUUCACGAGACUAACCUGAAGAAACAAGGAGUUCUUCCUCUUUGGUUCGCCGACAAGACCGACUACUCUCGCAUCGGAUCAGGCGAUGUAGUCGAGACUAUCGGCUUGGCAGACCUUAUCGAGGGACGACAAAAUGCCGUAGUUACACUCCAAGUCACCAAGCGUACUGGCGAGGUAUUUGAGAUACUCACAAAACAUACCAUGUCGGAGGAUCAGUUGAAGUGGUUCCGCGCGGGUUCUGCCCUCAAUUUCAUUCGCUCACAGAUGUCGUGAUGAACCGAUUACAUUCUGAGUUGUAGUGUAUAAAAGUUGCAAGUGAAUAUCAUUACUAUUAAGGGAAUA
Molecule: messenger RNA, 2617 nt
Organism: Suillus subaureus
Lineage: Eukaryota; Fungi; Basidiomycota; Agaricomycetes; Boletales; Suillaceae
Product: aconitate hydratase
Exons: 16
Coding region: 113-2548 (811 amino acids)
Biological process (GO): tricarboxylic acid cycle
Cellular component (GO): mitochondrion; cytosol
Molecular function (GO): aconitate hydratase activity; 4 iron, 4 sulfur cluster binding
Source: RefSeq, a predicted model, not a curated record